AUGGUGGCCCAGCCUGCCCCUCCUGUGGGCAGCUUCAGGGCCACACUCAUCCCCAUCAGGAGGUCGGGUGCGGAGGGAAACCGCACGGCGCGUACAACCUGCACCCAGAAGCGAGGGCAGGGCCCGGCUCACGCUGGGGGCUGCGGUGAGUCUGGAGAGCUGGUGACCGUCCGCGCGGCGGAGAGGAGCCGGGAAGGGAAAGGGCCUCGAGUCAGCGGGCCAGGAGGGCCCAGAAGCAGCCCCUUGGGACGACCUGGGAAGAGACCCCAGGGUUCCCCCGAGCCAUCAGACCGCGGAGGAGGACCCUCGGGCGGGGCGGCGCGGGGGCCCGGCAAGGAACAGCCCCGCCAGAGUGGCGGACAGCAGACGCCGGGCUGGGGGACGGCACGGGUCGGGGCUUGCGGCCCAUCGGGAAACCCCGAGGCGGGGGACGGGGCAUUUCGAGAGGGCUCCGAGAGUGGGGACGGGGCCCGCCCGAGGGACGCCGGGGCGGGAGAUACUGUCGACCGCGGGGCGGGGGCCGGGGCAUCUCUGUGGUUACAGGGAACGGCCGGCGGCCCGCGCCCGGGAGCCCUCGCGGUCACCACCGCCCUCGCCCGGCCCAUACUCACCUCAGCGCCGCAGACGAGCCGCCUCCCGGCCGGCCGCACUAGCCCCACCCACCGCACCGACCGCUACCGACCGGAAGUGACGCCCUCACCCCGCGUCCUAGCCGGAGACACCCUCGGGCCGCUCUGGGAAACCGACUCCUUGUCUCAGUAG
Molecule: messenger RNA, 762 nt
Organism: Lutra lutra (Eurasian river otter)
Lineage: Eukaryota; Metazoa; Chordata; Mammalia; Carnivora; Mustelidae
Product: spidroin-2-like
Exons: 3
Coding region: 1-762 (253 amino acids)
Source: RefSeq, a predicted model, not a curated record